AGACAAAGUUAUAAAGCCUGUAAUAAUAGCUAGCAAAAUCAAAAGUUAAAACUUCCUUUAUUAGCGAAAAGAACGAAAGUGAUGGGAAGGCUUUCGCAAUUCAAAGAAUCGCAUCCAACUCGACGGCACCCCAUUCUCGUUUCUAGUCCAAAAGGCGAAUGAAGGGUCAUAGAAAUAAAAAGGGUCCUGGAAACUAGAGUUUUUGCGCACCGAUUAAUUUUGUGUCCGGUUACACGACAAUUAUUUUUCAUGGUGGAUGCCAUUCCAGGUGUGCUCCCGUCGUCAUGCUGUUAGAAAGGAUACCUGUCUCGUUUUUCUACUACUUGUUUUAAGAAAAAACCGCUAGCUCUUACACCAUCAUAAAGUACUUGUCGCAUAUCAAAAUUACUACAGCCGAUGCAUACCCAAACAAGAAAAACUGACGUAAACAAACUGAGAUGGCGAAUCAUCAUACCGAUCUGUUUAAAUGGAAAAGAAAAACAAAUCCAAUGGAAAUUGGAAGAAAAGGAAAGAAAGAUAAAAUGAAGGACUGGAUAAAAAAAGUUCAAGAUGCUUCUGAACGUGCUGCACUUGAGGCAUAUGGUACAGAUAUUUUCGAAACAGAUCAUUUAGGAGAAUUUGUUCCAGAUGAUGAAGCCUUGUAUGAAGCACAGGAGUUAUUAGAUGGAUGGUUGCAAGAGAAAAUGUUUCCAAAUAUGCAGCAUGAGUUAGAACACAAAAAGGAAAGUUGGUCGUCUAAUAAAAGAUUAAUGUUGGAUGCUGACACAUAUUUACAUAGUGGUAACAAAAACAAAGUAGACUACCUGACAGACUUUCGAAACACUUUCUUAGAUAUAGACACAAAUCAUGAAGAAGAAGAAGAAAUCCCAAAACCAAUUUUUUUUCCUGAGGCUGCUUCAGCUGCACAAGAUUAUACCAACUACUUAUUGGAAGUUGGCAAUAUAGAUAACGAUGAUAUUGAUGACAGCUUAGUAGUCCAAGAAGUUCUACGAGGGAUGAUGAAUAAAGAGGUUGUAAAAAACAUCGACCUUGGGAUGAAGCCACUUGUAAGAAGGUUAAAAGAUCCAGUACCAAAGAUGAAUUUAAGACAUCAACAGGUGAAAAUGAAUGGUGCUGAAAGAAAAAGUAAAGUUGCUGCAAAAAAGUUAGAACUAUCCACUCAAAAAGAAAUAGAGCAAAAAGCCAGGGCUAAAGUAGCAGAAGAAGAAAAACAAAAGAAACUAAAAGAGAAAGUGGAAGAAAAAGCAAUUAAGUUAGAAAUGGUUAGGAUUAGAAAAGAACUGGAAGAUGAGAAAAGGAAACGAUUUGAAGAAUCUGAACGAAAAAAGAAGAUUCUUGAUGAAGCUAAACUUCAGAUGCAGAAAGAAUUACGUAGAAAGAAAGAACACAGAAAAACCGAAAGUUUAAGGAGAAAAGAAGCUGAAGAACAGAUGCGUUUGCAUGUAGAGUAUGAAGCUGAGAAAAAGUCACUCAAAGAGCUUAAACAAAAUAUGCAAAUAUUACACAAGCACUUCUCUUUGUGGUAUAAUCUGGUUCUCGAAACAAGAAUAAAAGUGGGAAAGGCACGUGCUGUUGCAGAUUGGAAGUGUAAACUUAAAGCUUGGAACGCAUGGAAGGCUUAUGUUACUUGUGUGCGUUCUAGCGAGGAGGCAAGAACUAUUGAACAGAGUUUAAAAGAAAAAUACAGGAAAGAACAAAUGGCUAUUAAAUACAGCAAUAAAAAACUGCUUCAUACUUGUUUUAUAUCAUGGUUAAAAUAUGCACGCUAUCAAGUUGAGAAAAAAAUUCUACUUGCUGAACAUGAAAAGAAAGCAAAGAAGAUGGCCAUGUUUCUUGAAGCAGCUUCGAAAGGAUUACUGUGGAAAGACAAGAAAGAAUGUAUUGUUUCAUCAAAUGAAAAAAUUGUUCUUACCAACGAAAAGGUAAAUGACCAGCAGCUUCAUCAGACACAUCUCCGUAACAAGACACAAAAAUUACCAACAGGUAAAUCUCACUUCCAAAAACACAAAGAAAAGAGAAAUGAAGAAGUGCACCAACAUAAUAAAAUGCCAUGUAAAGAUGUUGAAAAUAUCCCGAGACAGAAUUCUGUAUAUACUAAGAAGUCUGUGGUGACUGAGAAUUACAUGAUACAACAUAACAUAGCAAAGUCUUUUUCUGCACCACUGAUCAAACAUUCUAUUGGUGCAAAGAAUGAUGUCUUACAUGAUGCGAACCCCACCAGAAGUGACCCAGCAGAGUCAGUUGUAACAGUUCCCAUUAAGCACUUUCAUGUCCGAUCACAGAAACAAACAACAAAACCUCUACAUUUAGCUAUGGAGGAACGUGAAAGUCAAAGAAGGGAAAGAAAAGCACAGCUGGAAGAACAGAAAAGAAAAAAAGAAGAAGAAAAAUUAAAUGUAUUACGCAAACGUGAAGAGGAGAGAUUACGAAAGGAGGAGUUAGAGAAGGAAGAAAAAAUAAAGCAACGGAAAGAGCAACGCAGGUUGGAAAUACAGAAAGAAAAAGAAAAGCAGUUAAGACAAGAACAAGCUCGCAUCAAAACAAAUCUCGCAACCACUCAUUACCAGAACUUUUUGUUGCGAAAAUAUGGCUUGGAACCACUAAAGCGAUUAAUUCAAGUAGCACAGUUAAAUUUAGAAAUAAGUAAUAAAUACUGCAGUGGAAGGUUACUUAGAAUAGUAUUCGUGUCAUGGUACACAAACACAAAAGAAGUUGUGACUGAAAAGAAAAAUAAGGCCGACUAUUGUUACGAGAAGAUCUUGUUAAAAAGAAGUUUAAGGUCAUGGCAAAAGGUAAGAUUCAACCUGCAAAUGUUGAACAAGAUAGCAAGAAAACAUAAUAUCCAACGGAUAAAAAAACAUGCUUUUAAUGCAUGGCAAGAUUAUGUGACAGAUGAACGUAUUUUAAUGUGGGCGAAAGAAAGUUCAGCAGAUGAACAUAAUCAAGCACGUAUAACAAAGCUGUAUUUCCAUACAUUGGUUAAUUUUGUAAGCUUGGUAAAAGAAGAACGUGUAAGAGAGAAGCGUAAAAAUGAUUUGCGAAAAAAAGUGCAACAAUGGUUACCUGAUUUUCAAGGUAAAACUGAAAGUGUUUAGCAUUUGCUAUUAUUUGGCAGACGAAACAAAUGAAAAGAUAUGGCUACCUUGGAUAGUUUGAGGUCGUACGUUUUAAAUGAUAACACCGCUGAUAUUUAUGCAUUGUGCAACAGAUUUCUUUACGUAAAAA
This is a messenger RNA of Hydractinia symbiolongicarpus, 3225 nucleotides long. RefSeq names its product coiled-coil domain-containing protein 191-like. Bases 438 to 3095 code for a protein of 885 amino acids. The record is from RefSeq and is a predicted model, not a curated record. Lineage: Eukaryota; Metazoa; Cnidaria; Hydrozoa; Anthoathecata; Hydractiniidae. Gene Ontology annotation, molecular function: phosphatase binding. The transcript has 16 exons.